Grosmannia clavigera kw1407 is the source of this 1065-nucleotide messenger RNA. RefSeq lists its product as uncharacterized. The coding region runs from base 1 to 1065 and encodes 354 amino acids. NCBI's taxonomy places the organism in Eukaryota, Fungi, Ascomycota, Sordariomycetes, Ophiostomatales, Ophiostomataceae. The record is from RefSeq and is a predicted model, not a curated record. The transcript is spliced from 2 exons.
AUGGAUAACCUUCCUGUCACGUCGGGAGAGGAGAAGAUUGCUACAACGCCUUGCUCGACCACCGAUUCUGGAGUAACCCUCAACGAGGGACAAGCCCUGGCUCAGACCGGUGGUGAGGCUGCUCAAGCCAAAGAAGUGCCUACCGAAAGCGGCACCUACUCGGAAGUCACGACAACCCAGCCUGCACCUAUGAAUAUGCCUGUGGACUCUGCUCCGGCACCGGUUGAUACCGGGGGCUCUGAGGCAUUCUCGUCCCUUCCUGCCAACACUGGUCAGCCCCCGUCUACACACUUCACGAAUCCGAUGCUUUUCUCGGCUCGAGAGGUAGUCGCCAGGCUGAGGGCCAGAUCCCAUGGCAAACCUCGGCAUUUUUCCCGCCCGAGGGUGCGCCGUCGGAGCCGUGGACAACAGGGCAUGCAACCAGUGUCUAGACCUGAUUCUCAGCCUUCGCCUGUGCAGGUUCCCUUUCCAAACGUGGGUUACUUUGUCGGGGCCAUGCCCAACAGUACUCCGGCUUUCCAAUAUCCCGGCGGAAUGGCAGUAGUGGCUCGUCCGUGGACUCAUGCAUAUGCGCCAUAUAACGGCUUUCAGCUGGGGGCACAGUUUGGAACAUUCGGUGGCGGCUAUCCGCUGCAACUUCGCCUAAUGCCCCAGAUGGAAAGCCUGAUGAGAAUGCACAACAGCGAAGGUGCCGAGAAUCUUCAAAGACUAAACGACAAGACUCAUUCGCUGAAUACACAGAUUGCUUUUGAGAAUGCUCGAGCCUUUGAAAAAAAAGUCGAGCGUGAGAAGCAGGAGAGCCUUCGGAACCGGCCUCAGAACCUUGUUGUCAAUGGCAGUCGAGGGUGGGAGUCUUAUUACCGCAAUCAAUUAGAGGGCAAUGCGCUGGUGAGCGACUAUGGCAUGGCGCCUGCUUUCACACCUGAAAACGCUUAUUCCAACAGCAAUAUGGAGCAAGACUUGGAGGCUACCGAGUCGGAAGACGAAAAAAGUGUCACGGGAGAUGACCAUCUGACGUCGGAGACUCCUGUUGCUUUGCGCAGAUGCAAUUCUUGUGAAUUUUAG